AUGCUUAAAGCCGGUCGUCUCGACCGCAAAUACAACGGUAUCAUCGACUGCUUCAGCCGAACCGCAAAGAGCGAAGGUGUUAUGGCUCUGUGGAGAGGUAACACGGCCAACGUCAUCCGAUACUUCCCUACCCAGGCCUUGAACUUUGCUUUCCGCGAUACCUACAAGUCGAUGUUCGCUUUCAAGAAGGAGCGCGAUGGAUACUGGAAGUGGAUGGCCGGUAACUUGGCUUCCGGUGGUGCUGCUGGUGCCACUUCCCUGCUCUUCGUCUACUCUCUCGACUACGCCCGUACUCGUCUUGCCAACGAUGCCAAAUCUGCUGCCAAGGGUGGCGGUGAUCGUCAAUUCAACGGCCUUGUCGACGUCUACCGCAAGACUCUCGCCUCUGAUGGUAUCGCUGGUCUCUACCGUGGUUUCGGUCCCUCCGUUCUUGGAAUCAUUGUUUACCGUGGUCUUUACUUCGGCAUGUACGACUCGAUCAAGCCUGUUCUCCUUGUUGGUCCUCUUGAGGGCAACUUCUUGGCCUCAUUCAUGCUCGGCUGGGGUGUCACCACUGGUGCUGGUAUCGCUUCUUACCCUCUUGAUACUAUCCGUCGUCGCAUGAUGAUGACGUCUGGCGAGGCCGUCAAGUACAAGAGCUCUCUCGAUGCCGCCCAGAAGAUCAUGGCCGCUGAGGGUGUCCGAUCAUUCUUCAAGGGUGCUGGUGCCAACAUCCUGCGUGGUGUCGCUGGUGCCGGUGUGCUCUCCAUCUACGACCAGGUCCAACUUCUCAUGUUCGGCAAGAAGUUCAAGGGCGGUUCCGGCUAA
Molecule: messenger RNA, 807 nt
Organism: Cladophialophora yegresii CBS 114405
Lineage: Eukaryota; Fungi; Ascomycota; Eurotiomycetes; Chaetothyriales; Herpotrichiellaceae
Product: ADP,ATP carrier protein
Exons: 4
Coding region: 1-807 (268 amino acids)
Biological process (GO): mitochondrial ATP transmembrane transport; mitochondrial ADP transmembrane transport
Cellular component (GO): mitochondrial inner membrane
Molecular function (GO): ATP:ADP antiporter activity
Source: RefSeq, a predicted model, not a curated record